Arabidopsis lyrata subsp. lyrata is the source of this 918-nucleotide messenger RNA. RefSeq lists its product as uncharacterized. The transcript is spliced from 3 exons. The record is from RefSeq and is a predicted model, not a curated record. NCBI's taxonomy places the organism in Eukaryota, Viridiplantae, Streptophyta, Magnoliopsida, Brassicales, Brassicaceae. Bases 23 to 646 code for a protein of 207 amino acids.
AGAUGUGCUAGAAGAAGCUGGAAUGUUGGCUUGUAAGCCUUCUAACAUUCCUAUGGAACCAAGUAUUAAACUGGUGGGUGAUGGUCCAGAACCAGUCAUUGAUGAUCCUGCCUCCUAUAGACGACUUGUUGGGAAACUGAUGUAUCUUACAAUAACUCGUCCUGAUAUCACUUUUGUUGUGAAUAAAUUGUGUCAAUAUACAUCAGCUCCUAAGGCGACACACAUGAAGGCAGCUCACAAAGUGUUGGCUUACAUUAAAGGCACCAUUGGGAAUGGUUUGUUCUAUUCUUCCACUUCUGAUUUUGUGCUAAAAGGAUUUACAGAUGCUGAUUGGGCUUCCUGCAAGGAUACAAGACGAUCAACAUCUGGCUACUGUGUGUUUUUGGGAGAUUCACUCAUCUCCUGGAAGUCUAAAAAGCAGCAAAUGGCUUCUCAUUCUUCUGCAGAAUCGGAGUACAGGGCCAUGCAGUAUGCUGUCAGAGAAAUAGUAUUUAAACAUCAGAUAGUUUGCACUUUUUUGACAUCGCUGAACUCCUCAAAGAUUUUCCUAAACUUGAAGCGAUAUUCUAAAUUUCACAUUUGCACCUCGAUUGGAUUUGGGAGAGUCAUCAUAAGGAGGAAAUUAAGAACAAUAGUUACCUUUUGAAGUUUCUCAAUGAAGUCAAAAUCAUUGGCUAUAAAGGCUAUAGGCAUGAGCUUGAUAUAGUAGAGUUCUUUGUGAAGAAUACACCAUCUCUUGUGAAGUUGGAAUUGGCUAUCCCCAAAAAGCAAAAACCAAAGCUCAUGCAACGAUAAAUUUCUUAAAAACCAUAUUUCCUGGAGUUAAACUUACAGAAGUUUAAGUUCAUGUUGUUCCCAAGCAUGCCAAACUAUAUUUUGAUGUUUUGAAACAUAAAAACAUAUUUUAUGUUUUUUCUU